AAUCAGAGUAAACACUGCAGUCUCCAUAUAACCUCAAAUUAUAUAUCUUGUUACAUGUGCAUUAUAUCUACAUAUUUGCCAUGGGACAAUCUCCGGAUGUUGCUUGGCCAUCGGAGUAUAUAGAACUAACGAGGAUCGACGAGCUCCUGCACUGUAGGAUUUGCUACGAGUACAUCGAGACUUCGGUUGUUACCCCAUGCUCUCACAAUUAUUGUUCGAUAUGCAUAAGAAAAUUCUUGCAUUACAAAACUCAAUGUCCGGUAUGUUUCGAGAAUGUGUACGAAAAAGAUUUGCACCCAAAUAGGAUAUUAGAUGAAUUCAUGGAGUGCUAUUCAUCUCUGAAAGUAAAGCUCAUCAGCUGUAUCGAUGGGGUUAAGAUCAACAUAAAUCAAACACAUCCACCUUCGUUACCCUGUGGGAAACCAGUUGCUACUAACAAGCCGGUUGAAACUCCAAAAAAGUUGUUUUCUAUAAGAGUAAGGGAUGAGGCUCAGCUCAUGGAGACACCCAAAAAAAAUAUCGCUACAAGCACGAGCGAAAAUACGCCAAAGAUAUCUUCUCUCUUCGUACCAAAAAGUGCGGACAAAAGUAAAGCCGAAACAAGCGCUGAGAGGGUGCUUUGCCCUAUCUGCAGCAUAGAUAUAUUGGCAACAAAAAUCAAUAGGCAUUUGGACGACUGUUUGAAGAGGCAAGGAUCCAUGUCUCCCCCGAGACAAUCUCGUCAGAACACCUUAGAGCCAAUGCCAAAAUAUGUUAUGAAUAUACUGAAGGAUACUCAACUCCGCAAGCUGUUGAAGGAAUAUGGUUUAUCAACUUCGGGAGUGCGUAAAGUGCUAGAGAAGAGAUUGCAGAAAUUUUCCACACUCUACAAUGCAGAGAGAGACAAAAUUGUUCCUAAAUCUCUUCCCGAGAUCGUCAGACAAUGUGAGGAAGAAGAAGACGCUGAAAAAAGUGUGCAGCGGAUGAACUCUUCUGGAUCUUUGCUGAACAUCGAUCGGAAGUCAGACCCAAGCUCAAUUGAAGAAGCGCAGAAGCAAUAUCUGAAUAAAAACAAGGAUGACUAUCAAAAACUGAUACAGUCUAUAAACAGACGUGAAAAGUCGCAAAAGAAAAAGGGAAGGUCGUUAUUCAGUCGGCAGUUAGACGAGGAGAGUAUGGCGACGACGUCAUCGACUCCGUUGACGACUACUAGCCAGAGUCUGUUUAGUGAAAGCAACGAAAAAUACGAGCCAAACUCGUCGAGCAUAGAUUUGAGUCAAUAUCUUCGGUCUGAUUCAGACUCGAACAUAUCGUACCCGUUACAGCAUUAUUCACGGGAUGAUCCGAUGCGGUUCUUAGCGUUGGAAGUAUCGUCGGACAGUCAGAAUUCUCCUGUUAAAGUCGAAAGCUCAUUGUUGCCAGAAAGGAAACUCCAAACCCCGGUAGAUCCGGACUGGAAGAGACAUUCAGCGUCUGAAAAUUCAUGUGCUAUUGUCUCGUCAAAUCCGUCCUGGAUCAGUGGCUCACCAGUAUUUCAGUCGAGCCGCAACGAGAACAACUUGAUACCAACGACGAUAAUCAAAGAAGGCGGUGGGUCGAAAAGCGACAUUUUUGAUGCUAGCACCGAGGACAACCUCAGCGACAAUUGCAAUGAUGAACACAGAAGUGCAAUGAUCAGAUCGAAGAAGUUUAUUCGAAAAUCGCACAAACAGUGGAAGAGAACAAAGACUGGUAUCGGAGGCCAAUCUGAAACGGAUUCUGAAACCGAUGUGGAGACCACGAGACAAAGGUCUUCUGCAAAAAUUCAGAAGGGAGUAUCGCCAGAAACUGAUAACGGAAGCUUUGAUAGCGAUAUUACAAAAACGCGAGACGUGAUUCUGGAUGUCGGCGAGCCGAGCUACGACGGCGGAAAUCUGAGUAGCUCAAAGAUGGACAAAGAAAAUUCGGAAAAAACUGAGGUCGAAGUCGUUCGACGGUCAUCUAGAAAAAGAAGCCAGAUUUCGUAUGCUACUGUUUCAAAAGUUCCUAAGAUACUCGAGAAGAAAGGCAAACGAAAGAAAGUGCUUGAUGAACAACGAUCCAACGUUGUUGAUGACGUUAGUGACACGUUGGAUGUUCCCAUUCCAACGAGUGCAGAUUCUAAAACUGAGAACACGGUCGAUCAGUUGGCAAUUGCUCCAAAAAGAUCGCUGCGAAAACGAACUAACCGGUGAAGUUUAAAAGAUAGGAUGUCUAGUUUGUGUGACGUGUGUUUAUAGUAAUAUAUUUAUAAUCAAGAUAAGGUAUUCAAAUUCAAGUAAAUAAGUAAAAGGACUGUAAAAUAACGGAAUUAAAUUGGUUACUUCGAUAUUCGACUGACCUAUUCAUUCUUUCUGAAAGAUUUACUUACAUAUAUGCUAACUGGUUACAAUUUCCUAAAAAAUGUGGCCGCGAACUAGAGCAACAUGGUAUUUCGCUAAUUUCUUAUUUCGUCGUAUGAAGUCGAUAUAACGUAAAAUAUAUUACAUGAUAAAGACUUUAUUUUAUAGUUAAAUC
Messenger RNA from Diprion similis, 2514 nucleotides. Its product is annotated as E3 ubiquitin-protein ligase RAD18-like. Bases 81 to 2192 code for a protein of 703 amino acids. Gene Ontology annotation, biological process: DNA damage tolerance; protein monoubiquitination. Lineage: Eukaryota; Metazoa; Arthropoda; Insecta; Hymenoptera; Diprionidae. Gene Ontology annotation, molecular function: ubiquitin protein ligase activity; single-stranded DNA binding. The transcript is spliced from 7 exons. Gene Ontology annotation, cellular component: nucleus; Rad6-Rad18 complex. The record is from RefSeq and is a predicted model, not a curated record.